This is a messenger RNA of Sander lucioperca (pikeperch), 2313 nucleotides long. RefSeq names its product zinc finger protein 513-like. NCBI's taxonomy places the organism in Eukaryota, Metazoa, Chordata, Actinopteri, Perciformes, Percidae. Gene Ontology annotation, biological process: regulation of transcription by RNA polymerase II. Gene Ontology annotation, molecular function: DNA-binding transcription factor activity; RNA polymerase II cis-regulatory region sequence-specific DNA binding. The transcript has 7 exons. The record is from RefSeq and is a predicted model, not a curated record. The coding region runs from base 513 to 2117 and encodes 534 amino acids.
UCCUCUGCUCCUUUCGCUGACGUCACCUGGAGCCCGUACCCGGCGUAUGUCCGCUGUGGCGUGUGCGUUUGUUUGGCAACAAAAGACACAUUUUUUUAAACAGUUAGCGACAUUUUGUCGACGACAGUAUAUUUGCGGACUUUAUCACAGGUGUGUUUAUCAGCGCAGUGAUAUUUACGAGUGCAAUUUUUAUUCUAAGUUUGUAGUUUAAACGGUUUUAUUUUGAAUAGCUAGCUAGGUGGCUAACAAAAUGGCUCCGUCUAUUUACUGCACAACAAUAACAAAUACUGACUCACAAUGUUAGGCAGUAACGUUAGUUGGUAGUGAUGACACCGCCGCUGCUAACGUUACUGUCCGUUGGAGGAAGAGGAAGAGGAAGGAGGUGAUGAUGAUGAUGAUGACAUGCAGUUAGCUGGCUGCUUGGCUGGCUGACGGACGGACGGACUUGAGCCCACUGUGUGUGUGGUGUCGCCCCACAACCAGAGCAGGAUCCGGGACAACAAGAGGCGAAGAUGCCGCGGAGAAAACAAUCCAACCCCCAGCCGGUGAAGUUGGAGUCGGAGGACGGGGCGGUGGUGUGUGAGCCGGGCUGCCUGGUUCUGGAGAGCGACUUCCUGCUGAGCGGAGAGCUGGAGUUUGGAGACUCAGAGAUCAUGGGGCUGGAUAGAGAGUCCGGUAUGACGGUCUUCUCUCUGAGUGUGGAGGACGACCCUUCAACACCAACAGACUCCACCUUCCCAGCUUUCCUCUCCUGUAAAGGAUGUGGUCAACUUCUGGGAGACUCUCCUCUGGGAGCAGGUUUAGAUCUAGGUGUGGGCCUGGACCUGGGGGCGGAGCUGUAUUGUCUGACCUGUGAGGAAGGCCUCCAGCAUGAAGCGUCAAUCGACUCCUCUCAGGUGGAGGAGGCCGACGGAACCAGCAGCGGUGACCCCGACAGGAAGAGGAGAAGCGCAGGUAAGACAGACGGGGCAGGUGACAUCCCUUCUAAACUGUUCUCGUGCUCGCUGUGCCCCUUCACCUCGCGCUACUCCAACCACCUGAAGCGCCACAUGAGGACCCACGACGGCGAGAAGCCGUACCGCUGCCCCGUCUGCCCCUACGCCUCAGCCCAGCUGGUCAACCUGCAGCGCCACGCCCGCACCCACACCGGGGAGAAGCCGUACCGCUGCCACCAGUGCAGCUACGCCUGCAGCUCCCUCGGCAACCUGCGGAGGCACCAGCGCAUGCACACGCAGGAGAGACCACAGAGGAGGGAGAAGGAGAAACGACGAGGGAGGAGGAAAAAGGCAAACGCUGAAACUGAAGAAGUAGUGUCAGACCUGACCCUGCGAGUGUCCCAGGACUCAGGUUACCUCCAGACGUUGGGGGGCCUCGGCUCUCCCUCCGCCCCGCUCCCCGUCCUCCUCUUCCCCCUGUGCUGCCGGAUGUGUGGCCUCACGCUGGAGGAGGCCGACCUGGAGGGGGACAAGGCCCAGGGGGAGGUGGAGGGCGACGGAGGACAGGUGUGUCGUCGUUGCUCGUUGGACCUGCUGUCCAAAGAUGGAUCCGGGACUCCCUGCAGCCCGGCCGUGUCUCGGGGACCCCGGCGGGGUCAGCAUGGUACCAAGCUGUACCGCUGCCCUCACUGCCCCUUCCUGUCCCACUACCCAAACCACCUGGCCCGCCACGCCCACACCCACUCUGAGGAGAAACCACACCGCUGCCCGCACUGCCCCUACACCUCCUCGCACCUCGACAACCUCAAACGCCACCUGCGCGUGCACACGGGUGAGAAGCCCUACCAGUGUCCGUCGUGCAGCUACGCCUGCGGAAACCUUGCCAACUUGCGGCGACACGAGCGCAUCCACUCGGGCGCCAAGCCGUUCCACUGCGGCGUCUGCGGCUACUCCUGCAACCAGAGCAUGAACCUGAAGAGGCACAUGCUGCGGCACACGGGAGAGAAGCCGUACGCCUGCGCCGAGUGCGACUACACCACGGGCCACUGGGACAACUACAAACGCCACCAGAGGAAACACGGGCACAACACGGACAGCUGGGACAAACACGCACCCAUCAACGGCCUCAGCUGGGGCAAAGACACUCAGGAGAGUCAGGGACAGGAACAGGAACAAUGUUAGAGUGUGUGUGUGUGUGUGUGUGUGUGAUUGAGAGUGUGUUUGUGUGGGGGAUUGAGAAUGUGAGUUGUAUACACUGGUAAACCUCCAGCUCAGGUUGGAGCUUAACUCAGGUGCCUUUUGACAGACUGUAUAGCUGCACUGACUUUAUAAAGGGGUGUGUGCAUGCGUGCUGCAUAUAUAUAUAUAUAUAUAUAUA